UCUAGAAAAAUGCCAGAAUGGCAGAAAUUGCAUCACCUUUUCUCUGACAAUUGGGAUUCGACUCUCAUUCAGGCAAUAAACUCGGGUGAACUUGCAGAGUGCAGACCAAGCAACCAAUACUCCAUACUCCACACCCAUUGUUUAUACACUUUGACGGGAUAGCUCCGCCGACUAAGAAACUUUCAUUUAAUUUGAUUCUUCAUCGGUUUCAUAAAUCUGUUAGUUUAUUGAUUUUAAUCGGCUGACAGCAGCAGUACACAGUACUAAAGUGGUAGUUGCUUCUUUUUGUAUUUCUUUGAUUGCUCGUUUCCUCUUCCCAAAGCUUUGGGAUGGGCUGCCGGAAGGUCGCCGCCGGUUCUUCUACCAUCUCCGCUGAAUCCAGCUUCCGCGAGCUCGACGAUGUCUUCUUACAGGUCAAACUUGUUUCUCGCCAUCGCCAUCGGUAUAUGUAUAUAUUUCCUGUAGCUAUCUUUUUAUCUAACAGUAAUGAGUUGAGCGUUGUUCGCCAGAAACUUGCAAAUAUGGAUUCUUCAAUGCUGUAUAUAAGGUUUGAGGUCUCUAAAGUAGUAUGGAAUAUGUUGUUGGCAAAGUGUCCAGAGCUUAGACGUUUAAAGUAUAAACCACUUGAUUCCCGGAAAAGCAUUGGGAGAUACAGGCCUUAUUCUAAUGUUGACUCUUUUCUAAAGAUCUGCAAAAUUUUGGGAUUGAAUGGUAUUGAUCUCUUCUCCCCAUCAGAUGUCGUUGAAAAAAGAAAUGUUCGGAAAGUGUGCAUUUGCAUAAGGGCACUAUCAACAAAAGCCAGAUCAAAACAUUUAAAGGUCCCAGACUUUGAUAUGGUAACAUACACUGUAGCCAUGCCAAAAGAUAUGGUGGGGGGCAUUAGAAGAAGCUUGGAGACAUCGCAAUGUAGCUUUUCAAGUUCAUCCAGUUACAGCUCAUAUAAAGAUCAAAGACAGAAAGUUAGGCAGAAAAAUUUAACCGAAGCAGGUGAUAAAAACUAUGAUUCUUGUUCAGAAGAAUCUGAUGAAGCAGAAAGCAAGUAUAUGGGAGAAGAGUCUUAUUGCUCGUCUACAAACAAUAAUAAAUAUACCGCUCCUCUGAAUUCAGAGUGUGAGAAUUCCCCUGAAGUGUGUAUGGAUGUUACAAAGAGCAGCAUGAAGCAGAGUUUGUUGCACUCUGAUAUCCAUGAUCAGCACAUUUAUGAUAAUGGGUUCAACCAUCACCAGUCACAGGAUGAAGUUUCGUCUUCUUGCGUCAAGUCUCAAAGAAAAUUACAUCAAAGUGAUGAUUUAAGGCGUCCUCUUGACAAUGGCAUAAUGCAUUUCGACCAUGUUGACCCUAAUAUGGGGAAUUGUGCAUCAGUCCAGGAUUCUAUAUAUGACUAUGAAGCUGAAGGAGAUUAUAUCUCUGAUUAUCUAGCAUUUUCAGAUUCAGUUAUUGGUGGAGCUGAUGGCAAUAGCCCUGUUUUACUGGAAGGGGAAGAUAAUAUUUUUAACUUUUUUAUGGGCGUUGAUUCUCAUUGGUCAAGGUCAAGUCGUUAUUCAGUGGAUGGAUGUGGAAAUAAAUUCUCUGAUGAUAUUGAAGAUCUGGAAGUAUCAUCCACAGCUAGCAUGAGCUCUUUAUUAGGUCGGGCACUUAAUUUGGAAUUCGAUGACCACUUUGACAUAGAUGCCCACAAUGCAUUGCUGGAUAAUGAGGGCUGUACCCAGGACAGAGGUUUAUUAAAAACUCCUAAAGCUCGGGAUGUUGCUGAUGAUGGAUGUCUGUUGCCUGAUGAAAAUGGAUCUCAAUGUCACGAUGAAUUUAAAUCAGCGUCAAAGGAGUGUCUUAGAGAUCCACCCGGUGCCUUGUUUCUCACAGGCAAUAAUAAAAGUGAAGAUGACAACAAUGCAGAUCCUGGCACCGAACUUGGAAUAAAUCAUAGAUUGCACAAUAGUUAUUCAGGUGAGUUAAAGGACGGAUGCGUUAGUAGUUUGCAGUCAAAGAUUCAAAUGAGGCAAGUGGCCCUCUUUACACCGUCUGCUAUCAGAUUAUUAGAUGAGUCUAGUGUCAAUCAGAACUUGGUUGCUCAUCCAAAUUCUUAUGAAGCUCUAGAAGAAAAGCAUCCUUACAUUCCAGUCAAAGAUUCAAAUGAGUUUGACACAAAGCAUAGAGACAUGGAUUUUCUGGCAGAAAAUGUUCCAAAUGGGAAUGACAAGACAGAUGUUGAAGCUUCCAAGGACAAAGUGCACCGAAGGCCAUUUCUGCAUACAGUUGCAAAAGGCACCGCAAUUUUUGGCAUGAUGUUUCUGGUGCUUCAUCUCAGUAGAAGGGACCGAGAGAAAAGCAGUGAUGCAAACAAGAAACUGCCUCAAACUAAGAAGUUUAAAGGCAAGGAUAUCUCUUACAGGGAAGGACAAAAUAGAGGUAGAGAUAGGAUUUAUCCUGCAGAAAAGCUGAAGUUCAAGAACUAGUAUGCAUAUAUAUAUAUAUAUAUAUAUAUAUUCUUGGUGCUGAGCAUCUGAGCUGCAUUCACUUUGAUAGUUUCUACUCCCUUUACUUUAGUGUUAUUGUACGUACACACAUGCAUGCUUCUAGAUUUUAUAAGUUCUGUUAUCCUCCUUGAGAUAUCAAAUUUUAAGUUUUUUGCUCAGGGAAAAACAGAAACAUUAUGUUGUUAGAGCUAGUUACUACUUGAAUGUAUAAUGGUUUACAUUACAAGCAAGCUUCCGUCAAUGAUAAAUUUUCUUAUACGAUUA
This is a messenger RNA of Ipomoea triloba (trilobed morning glory), 2738 nucleotides long. RefSeq lists its product as uncharacterized. Gene Ontology annotation, biological process: actin crosslink formation. Gene Ontology annotation, cellular component: actin filament. The transcript has 7 exons. The record is from RefSeq and is a predicted model, not a curated record. Lineage: Eukaryota; Viridiplantae; Streptophyta; Magnoliopsida; Solanales; Convolvulaceae. The coding region runs from base 330 to 2453 and encodes 707 amino acids. Gene Ontology annotation, molecular function: actin filament binding; cytoskeletal adaptor activity.